Messenger RNA from Kluyveromyces marxianus DMKU3-1042, 684 nucleotides. RefSeq names its product SH3 domain-containing protein (gene PIN3). Bases 1 to 684 code for a protein of 227 amino acids. Gene Ontology annotation, molecular function: protein binding. The record is from RefSeq and is a predicted model, not a curated record. Gene Ontology annotation, biological process: protein transport to vacuole involved in ubiquitin-dependent protein catabolic process via the multivesicular body sorting pathway. The transcript has a single exon. Lineage: Eukaryota; Fungi; Ascomycota; Saccharomycetes; Saccharomycetales; Saccharomycetaceae. Gene Ontology annotation, cellular component: ESCRT-0 complex.
AUGCCAUCAGUUGAAGAGAGUGUUGCGACUAUUAAGGCCGAGUUGAAGUAUUUGAAGGAGCAAGGGGCCUUGGACGAGUCGGCAUACAGAGAUAUCGAGUCGUUGCUUCCCAGACCAGCACCAAAGCCAGUUGAAUCGAGUAAUAUGAGCCAGAACUUGGAAGUGGUGGAAGCAUUGUAUGCGUUUGCGCCUCAGCAAGAGGGUGAUUUGGCUUUGCAGCCAAACGAUCGGAUUGAGAUCUUGGAGAAGCUCAGUCCUGAGUGGUACAAGGGUAGAUGUAACGGGAAGGUUGGUGUGUUUCCUUCGAACUACGUGAAGCCGGUGGAGAAGCGUGAGGUGGUUGUGAACAGGCCUAUUCCUGCGCCAGUGCCCACGCCUCCACAAUACGCAGCAUACACACCACCACCACCACAGCAGCAACAGCAGCAACAACCUACACAGCCCUUCCCACCACAGUUUAGCGGGUACUACCAACAGCCACCACCACCUCAGCAGCAGAUGCAGCCCUACGUGCAGCAAUACCCUCAGGCCCAGGUUGUGCAGCAACAGCCUGUGCCCCAGCAGCAGGGCAGCGGCAGCGGUGGGUCUGAUGCUCUGAAGAAGUUUGGUAGCAAGUUGGGUAACGCAGCCAUUUUCGGUGCCGGUGCCACUAUUGGUUCUGAUCUUGUGAACAGCAUCUUCUGA